Messenger RNA from Dryobates pubescens (Downy woodpecker), 2621 nucleotides. It is a transcript of the gene NCBP3, whose product is annotated as nuclear cap binding subunit 3. Gene Ontology annotation, cellular component: nucleus; cytosol. NCBI's taxonomy places the organism in Eukaryota, Metazoa, Chordata, Aves, Piciformes, Picidae. The transcript is spliced from 13 exons. Gene Ontology annotation, molecular function: RNA 7-methylguanosine cap binding; mRNA binding. The coding region runs from base 56 to 1870 and encodes 604 amino acids. The record is from RefSeq and is a predicted model, not a curated record.
UGCGCUGCGGCGGUGCUGUCUCGCUGGCCGGGCGGAGGGCGGGCCUGGCGGAGCCAUGGCGGCCGUGCGGGGCCUGCGGAUCUCGGUGAAGACUGAGGCAACGGCGACGACGGCGGAGCCUCGCGCCCCGGAGCCUGAGCCUAUGGAAGUGGAAGAGGGCGAGCUGGGGACCAUUCCUGUGAGGCGCUCGCUCCGGGAGCUCAUUCCGGACACUAGUAGGAGAUACGAAAACAAAGCUGGAAGUUUCAUUACUGGAAUAGAUGUAACCUCCAAGGAAGCCAUUGAGAAGAAGGAACAAAGAGCAAAACGCUUUCAUUUUCGGGCUGAAGUGAAUCUUGCCCAAAGGAAUGUGGCACUGGACCGGGACAUGAUGAAGAAAGCAAUUCCUAAAGUGAGACUGGACACAAUUUACAUUUGUGGGGUGGAUGAGAUGAGUACGCAGGAUAUCUUUGCCUAUUUCAAAGAGUACCCUCCUGCUCAUAUUGAGUGGUUGGAUGAUACAUCAUGUAAUGUGGUCUGGCUUGAUGAAGUAACAGCAACACGGGCUCUAAUAAAUAUGAGUUCCUUGCCUGAUCAGGAGAAAACAAAAAGCAGAGAAAACAAUGAAGAGAAGGCAGCUGAAAAAACUAAGAAAGAAAAACAGGAGGAAAGUUCUGAUGAUGAGACAGAAGAAGGCGAGGUUGAGGAUGACAAUCCAAGUGAUGUCGAGUUGGAUGCCCUCUCCCAGGUGGAAGAGGAUUCCCUCCUGCGUAAUGAUCUUCGCCCUGCCAAUAAGCUGGCUAAAGGAAACAAGCUAUUCAUGAGAUUUGCUACUAAAGAUGACAAGAAGGAGCUGGGAGCUGCAAGGCGAAGUCAGUAUUACAUGAAAUAUGGGAAUCCAAAUUAUGGAGGCAUGAAGGGGAUUCUUAGCAAUUCAUGGAAACGAAGAUACCACUCGCGUCGAAUCCAUCGGGAUGUGAUCAAGAAAAGGAUCCUGAUUGGGGAUGAUGUUGGCUUGACUCCUCCUUAUAAGCAUCGUCAUUCAGGCUUAAUAAAUGUCCCUGAGGAGCCUAUUGAGGAGGAAGAGGAGGAAGAAGAAGAUCAGGAUAUGGAUGAAGAUGACAGAGUUGUGGUAGAGUACCGUGAUGAACUGCAAGCUUUCAAACAGUCCCGAGACCGCAGCGCGGCAAGGCGAUCGAGUGCCAGCGCCUCUGACUCUGAUGAGAUGGACUAUGAUCUGGAAUUGAAAAUGAUAUCAACACCCUCUCCCAAAAAGAGCAUGAAAAUGACAAUGUAUGCAGAUGAGGUGGAAUCACAGCUGAGAAAUAUUAGGAAUUCCAUGCGAGCAGAUAGCAUAGCAACCAGUAACAUCAAAAAUCGGAUUGGCAGCAAAGGAUCAGCAGAGAAAGUUGCAGAUGUGAGAUUGCUGUUAGAAGAAAAACGUCAGAAUAACACUGGGCCACGUCAGCCAAACAGCACUGUAAAAUCAGAUGUGCGGCAAAGACUGGGAAAAAGACCCCAUUCACCAGAAAGUAAACCUCCAAGUAGUACCUCUGCUCCUCGUCGAGAACCCAUCUCAGAUGUGCACAGCCGCUUAGGAAUCCCCAAACAAGAUGUAAAAGGCCUCUACUCUGAUACCAGAGAGAAGAAAUCAGGUAAUUUAUGGACCCGAUUGGGGUCUGCUCCGAAGACACAAGAAAAGCCUUCAGAUAAACCUGAGAACUCGGCGGCGUCUCCAGAGGAGGAGGAUUCGGAGCUGCAGCGGGUUUGGGGAGCGCUCAUUAAGGAGAAAGAACAGUCGCGGCAAAAAAAGAGCCGGCUGGAUCACUUGCCAUCCCUACAGAUUGAAAUCAGCAGAGAAAGCAGUUCUGGGUCAGACACUGAAUCAUGAUCCUUUGGACACUCUGAUCCUCAAGAAUGUGAUUCUGCAGUGUGUGGCAAGAUCUCCUUUGCCCGAAAGCUGGACACUGGCAAAGACUCUGCAGUGAUGGUUCCAGAAGUGUCUCUGCUCCUUUUAUACAAAACCAGAGAUGUGUUACCACUUGAAACCUAAAGCAAUCACCUUUGUCUGGAGUCUGUGGUUGGCCCUGUGUUACAGUAGGGCAUUGUCAUGUAAGUUUAUUACAGCAAACUUGUAGUUUAUUCUAGCAAAACACUUUUCCCCAAGCUUUGAACUUAAAAAGAAGAGGCAGAAGUGCUCUGUAUUUUUAAGAAGACCUUUUUGUUCUUAAUAUUUCUAACAUGGAGCCUUUUAACACAAUAUUUUACACACUUCAUCCAAAGAACAGGGCAUUUCAUAAUCAACAGCAUUGCCUUGCCCUUCUGGCUCUUACCAGCACCUUUCUUUUCCCUCUUGAAGUAAUAACAAUAAUGCUUCCUGGGUGGGCAGCCAGCAAGGAUAAAGCAUGAAGGAGCUGUCAUGUUUCCUUCCUCCAAAAUACUGAAUGUAAAUCUUAAGUUAAACCUUUUAGUACAGUGAAAUUUCACUUUGUAUCCAAGUAGCAUCACUGUCCUGAAAGAAUUCUGCUCAUUUAUUUUGGUGAGACUUCGUUCUGCUGUAGUAAGGAUCGAGAUGUUCAAAGACUGCAAAGUUGGAUGUUUUGAGUGUUGUGUAAAUUCCCAAGGGUUUAAUUUCUUUUUGU